This is a messenger RNA of Talaromyces proteolyticus, 823 nucleotides long. RefSeq lists its product as uncharacterized. Lineage: Eukaryota; Fungi; Ascomycota; Eurotiomycetes; Eurotiales; Trichocomaceae. The record is from RefSeq and is a predicted model, not a curated record. The transcript is spliced from 4 exons. The coding region runs from base 1 to 690 and encodes 229 amino acids.
AUGGCUACUCCCAACCCGACUCUCGUCAUCAUCCACGGCGGCUGGCACAUUUUAAAAAGCUACGAAAAGCUCAUCGUAGCACUCAAGGAUGUCGGCUAUGAAGUCCAUUGCCCACGACUGCCAACCACAAACCAGAGCCGACCCCCCAACGCCGACUUUUAUACUGAUUCGGAUCUCGUGCACACCUACGUCUCGAGCCUCGUCCAGGCCGGGCGCUCUGUGGUUACCAUCAUGCACUCUGAUGCGCUCGUUGGCCUUGGGCAAGAGACCCGAGCGAAAGAUGGCAUGAUGGACAAAGUGCGGGAAUUUGGCCAUAUGGACCUAGUUCCGAUAGCAUUUGAUUUCGCUGACGACGAUACUUGCCUGAACAAUGACCCGCGUUCGCUGCUGAUCGGCCCUAGUGACCUUGCUGCCGAGGAGGUGGACCAGUAUUUGGCGACGCUCGUCCGCUGGAAUGGGAAGUUCAUGUAUUUGCCUAUCCGCCACGCUGCCUGGCGCGAGAUCCCCGUCGCCUACAUUUACAGCACCGCCGAUAUGACGGUGCCAAUCGACUAUCAGAGGAGCUUCGUUGAGGGCAUGGAGAAGGCCAGCCGCCCUGUGCGAACCUUUAACCUCGCCAUAGACCACUGCCCUCAUCUGACGGCCACUGCUGGCGUGGUCGACGCCAUUGAGCAGAUUGUAAAGAGCUAGGUGCGUUGAGAGUCCCUAUCGGAGCAUAUUAUGAUACAUUCCAUGCCCAUUGAUAAACAGAAUUAAAAUUGUUGAUAUUAUUUACCGCUGGGUCAUUGGGUGAAGUCUGGUCAAUUGUUUCCUUUUUUUUAUC